This is a messenger RNA of Strigops habroptila (Kakapo), 1641 nucleotides long. It is a transcript of the gene SLC25A40, whose product is annotated as solute carrier family 25 member 40. Gene Ontology annotation, biological process: mitochondrial transmembrane transport. Bases 190 to 1059 code for a protein of 289 amino acids. The transcript is spliced from 11 exons. The record is from RefSeq and is a predicted model, not a curated record. NCBI's taxonomy places the organism in Eukaryota, Metazoa, Chordata, Aves, Psittaciformes, Psittacidae.
CGGUGAGGCCCCGGCCCAGGCCCUCCCGCGGAGGGGAGGGCGAGGAGUCCGUGGGUCGGAGGUCAGCGGCCGUUACAGGCCCCUCUCGUCACCUCGGUGCAGGGACCGGUGCGACCCCUCAGCGGAGAUCCCGGUGAAGAGUCUUUCCUCUCGGUCGCUGCAAGGUUUUUCUUCUCCAAAGAUAAAGCCAUGGCUGAAAUGAGUGAUAGCAACUUGGAUAAAACAACCGCUCUUCAGCAAGCAAUAGCUUCUUGUUGUGGAGCUAUUAUUACAUCAUUAUUUGUAACUCCUCUUGAUGUCAUCAAAACUCGACUGCAAGCGCAAAGUAACCCAUUCUCCAAAGGAAAGUGUUUUGUAUACUCCAAUGGCCUUAUGGAUCAUAUAUGUGUUUGUGACAAUGGGGACAGCAAAGCCUGGUAUAAAAAACCUGGGCAUUUCAAAGGGAUGUUGGAUGCAUUUGUGAAAAUUACACAAAGAGAGGGAGUUAAAUCACUGUGGAGUGGACUUCCCCCAACACUAAUAAUGGCACUCCCUACCACAGUAAUCUAUUUUACCUGCUAUGACCAACUGAGUGAAGCUUUGAAAUCUAGACUAGGAAAGGAUGAUGAGCACAUUCCAAUUCUUGCAGGUUCCUUAAGCAGAUUUGGUUCAGUUACCAUUGUGAGCCCUCUGGAGCUGAUCAGAACUAGAAUGCAGUAUCGCAAGUUCUCCUACAAGCAACUGUACCUGUGUGUCAGUAGUAAAGUGGCUUCAGACGGAUGGCUUUCCCUGUGGAGGGGCUGGAGUUCUACUGUUCUGAGAGAUGUACCUUUCUCAGCAAUGUACUGGUAUAAUUAUGAACAUUUCAAGAAGAUCCUUUGCAAGGAACUUGGUGCACAUGAACCAACAUUUUUCAUUGCUUUUGUGUCGGGAGCAGCAUCUGGCUCUAUUGCAUCUGUCAUAACUCUGCCAUUUGACGUAGUGAAAACCCAUAGGCAGACUGAACUUUGGGAGUGCGAGACCUUAAAAAGUAAGUUGCUGUUCCACAGAGGGACAGUACAUCGACCUGGGCAGUUAUGAGGAAAAUUGUCGCUAAAAAUGGGAUUACUGGAUUAUUUGCUGGUAUUAUUCCACGGCUGUUUAAAGUUGCUCCUGCAUGUGCCAUAAUGAUCAGCACAUAUGAAUACGGAAAGUCUUUCUUUUCUCAUUUAAAUGGAAAGAUGAGCCAACAUCCUUAGUUCUACUUCAUCUGAUUGAAUCUGAAUCGGUGAAGGCAUUUCCUAGAACUCCCAGUGAAUUUCUGCCAUUACAUUUGGUAACUAAUACAACUUCAUUUUUAACACAAAGGAUAAAUUCACUUUUUAAGACUAAGAAAGUAAUCAUGACAACCUAUCAGUGAAGACUUAGUGACUUGUCUUGACACUAGAAAGAAAGAAAUGAGAAGGAAAAAUAGGUGCCAAGUGUUCUUCAGUGAUGGUUAAAAGGAGGCUGGACAGAAUAAUGAGGAAUAACAACUGCCACUGUGUUAAUUUUCAGUCCAACUAAAAAUUUUUGUUGGGUAUUUAAAAUGAGGUUUAGAAAAUUGUAUGAUAUGAUUAUUCCUCCAUAAGGAGGUUGAUACAGAAUGAAUUCAAUAAAUGUUUAUUUAUUUUGCUUAAUUGA